UCACCAACAACCGGAGUGUCACCAACAACCGGGGAGUCAACAACAACUGGAGAGUCACCAACAACCGGAGUGUCACCAACAACCUGAGUGUCACCAACAACCAGAGUGUCAACAACAACCAGAGCGUCAACAACAACCGGAGAGUCACCAAGAACCGGAGAGGUGCCAGGAACUGGAGAGUCACCGGGAACUGGAGAGUCACCAACAACCGGAGAGUCAACAACAACCGGAAUGUCAACAACAACCGGAGUGUCAACAACAACCAGAGAGUCAACAACAACCAGAGAGUCACCAACAACCGGGGAGUCAACAACAACCAGAGAGGUGCCAGGAACUGGAGAGUCACCAACAACCGGGGAGUCACCAACAACCGGAGAGUCGACAACAACCGGAGUGUCACCAACAACCGGGGAGUCACCAACAACCGGAGAGUCAACAACGACCGGAGAGUCAACAACAACCGGAGUGUCACCAACAACCGGAGUGUCAACAACAAACGGAGUGUCAACAACAACUGGAGAGUCACCAACAACCAGGGAGUCACCAACAACCGGAGUAGUCACCGAGAGCCGGAGAGUCACCGAGAGCCGGAGAGUCACCAACAACCGGAGAGGUGCCAGGAACUGAAGAGUCACCGGGAGCUGGAGACUCACCAACAACCAGAGAGUGCCGGGAACCGGAGAGUCAACAACAACCAGAGAGUCAACAACACCCAGAGAGUCACCGGGAACCAGAGAGUCACCAACAACUGGAGAGUCACCGGGAACCGGAGGGUCACCAACAACUGGAGUGUCAACAACAACUGGAGAGUCAACAACAACCGGAGAGAUGCCAGGAACUGGAGAGGCACCAACAACCAGAGAGUCACCGGGAACCGGAGAGUCACUGGGAGCUGGAGAGUCAACAACAGCCAGAGAGUCAACAACAACCGGAGAGUCAACAACAACCGGAGAGGCACCGAGAGCUGGAGACAUGUUGGGAACCGGAGAGUCACCAAGGACUGGAGAGUCACCGAGAACAGGAGACCCACCAAGAACCGGAGACACAUGAAGAACCAGAGAGUCAACAACAACCAGAGAGUCAACAACAGCUGA
Tinamus guttatus (white-throated tinamou) is the source of this 1094-nucleotide messenger RNA. The record is from RefSeq and is a predicted model, not a curated record. NCBI's taxonomy places the organism in Eukaryota, Metazoa, Chordata, Aves, Tinamiformes, Tinamidae.